Messenger RNA from Gorilla gorilla gorilla (western lowland gorilla), 993 nucleotides. RefSeq names its product keratin-associated protein 5-10. The transcript has 2 exons. The record is from RefSeq and is a predicted model, not a curated record. Bases 253 to 993 code for a protein of 246 amino acids. Lineage: Eukaryota; Metazoa; Chordata; Mammalia; Primates; Hominidae.
AAAACAAAUGGGGAAGAAGACAAAUUUAGCAUACAAAGAAAGUAGAUGCUCAACUGAGCCAGGAGGAAGUCACUAGCAAAAAGGAAAAAAACAGAGCUCUGGAAAAAUAAUGUAAACAGUCACAAGAAAGGGACCCUGUGUCCUGCCUGACAUCUGGACAGGUAUAUAAAGAGCCCGGGCUCAGGGAGCUCCACACCUGCACCUCCCUCUCACCUGCUCCUCUACCUGAUCCACCCUCAAUCUACCAGAACCAUGGGCUGCUGUGGCUGCUCCGGAGGCUGUGGCUCCGGCUGUGGGGGCUGUGGCUCUGGCUGUGGGGGCUGUGGCUCCGGCUGUGGGGGCUGUGGCUCUGGCUGUGGGGGCUGUGGCUCUAGCUGCUGUGUGCCCGUCUGCUGCUGCAAGCCCGUGUGCUGCUGUGUGCCAGCCUGUUCCUGCUCCAGCUGUGGCUCCUGUGGGGGCUCCAAGGGGGGCUGUGGUUCCUGUGGGGGCUCCAAGGGAGGCUGUGGCUCCUGUGGGGGCUCCAAGGGGGGCUGUGGUUCUUGUGGGGGCUCCAAGGGGGGCUGUGGCUCCUGUGGGGGCUCCAAAGGGGGCUGUGGUUCCUGUGGGGGCUCCAAGGGGGGCUGUGGUUCUUGUGGCUGCUCCCAGUGCAAUUGCUGUAAGCCCUGCUGCUGCUCCUCAGGCUGUGGAUCCUGCUGCCAGUCCAGCUGCUGCAAUCCCUGCUGCUGCCAGUCCAGCUGCUGUGUCCCCGUGUGCUGCCAGUCUAGCUGCUGCAAGCCCUGCUGCUGUCAGUCCAGCUGCUGUUCCAGCUGCUGCAAACCCUGCUGCUCCCGGUCCAGCUGCUGCAAGUCCUGCUGUUCCCGGUCCAGCUGCUGCAAGCCCUGCUGCUCCCGGUCCAGCUGCUGCAGGUCCUGCUGCUCCCAGUCCAGCUGCUGCAGGUCCUGCUGCUCCCAGUCCAGCUGCUGUGUCCCUAUUUGCUGUCAGUACAAGAUCUGA